AUGUCUGGCAAGCUCGAUAAGCCUCUUGACGAGAUCGUCUCGGCUCAGCGCCGCUCUGCCGGCCGCCGUCGCUCUCUGCGACCCCGCGCUGGUCGUCCUGCCACCACCGCUCCCGUUGGCGGCAUUCAGAAGGCCACCAAGCCCGCUCGCGGUGCUGCCGCCAAAGCCGCCCCGACCAAGGCUGCCGCCAUCAGCGGUGAGAGCAAGGUCAUUGUCAGCAACCUGCCCAAGGAUGUUUCGGAGCAGCAGAUCAAGGAAUACUUUGUUCAAGCUGUAGGACCGAUCAAGAGAGUCGACCUUGUUUAUGGACCCAACUCCCAGAGUCGCGGUAUCGCCAACGUUACUUUCCACAAGCCUGAUGGCGCUAGCAAGGCCUUCCAGAAGCUGAAUGGUCUUCUCGUUGACAACCGCCCUAUCAAGAUCGAGAUUGUUGUCAAUGCUUCUCAGGCCGACAAGGUCAUCCCGCCCGUCAAGUCGCUUGCUGAGCGUACCUCUCAGCCCAAGGCUCAGCCCAAGUCAGCUGCCACUGGCAAGCAGAACACCAACGCAGGCAAGGCUGGCGCCGUCGGCAAGGCUGGUGUUAACAAGAAGCGCCGCGGUAAGAGCGCUCGCCCGGCCAAGAAGACCACCGAGGAGCUUGACUCGGAGAUGGCCGAUUACUUCCAGCCUGGCAGCAACGAGAACGCGAAUGCCAACGCCAGCGCCCCCGCUGCUGCUACCACCGACGCGGCCAUGGAGGACGAGAUUAUGUGA
Messenger RNA from Purpureocillium takamizusanense, 753 nucleotides. RefSeq names its product RNA-binding RNA annealing protein (gene YRA1). Gene Ontology annotation, biological process: mRNA export from nucleus. Gene Ontology annotation, molecular function: mRNA binding. NCBI's taxonomy places the organism in Eukaryota, Fungi, Ascomycota, Sordariomycetes, Hypocreales, Ophiocordycipitaceae. The record is from RefSeq and is a predicted model, not a curated record. The transcript has 6 exons. Gene Ontology annotation, cellular component: nucleus. Bases 1 to 753 code for a protein of 250 amino acids.